AUGCGCAUUAAUAAAUCAGGUGAGGAAGACGACCGCACUGGUGAAACUCCCUACGUAUCAAAAUCCCAUGCAUCCUCAAAGAGGGAGGAAGCACUGCUGGAGAAUGUGACUCGUCUGGGAGAGCACUCUGAGACCUUGCAGAGAUCUCUUAGCCAACUGCCCUCCCAAAGCGACCUUCUGGAGAACAUCUGGAAGCUUGAGAGCCUCUUCCAUAAUCAUAGUGAACAGCUGCAGCUGUUAGGGCGACUGGCACAGGGCUUGGAGCGUGACAUCAAAGAUCUGCAGGCCUUCUCCGAACACACCACGGACUCUGUGGCUCAGCUUUGGGAGCAUCUGGCCAUGAUCAUCCACUCCAGCCAGAGGAACAGCAGCAGUCUGGGAGAAGAGCUAGCCUUCGCCGCUGGCUCUAUUCGAACCCAGGAUGCGAUUCUAAAGACAAUGGUGGUGAACGUAGACGCUCUACAGGAGCGCCUGGAGGAGAUGGGAUGGACAGUGCAGACGUUAAACCAUUCGCUUAGUGGAGAUGUGAGUCUGCACCAGGUGAAAAUCUGUGAACUGCAGGAGAAGAUCGGAAAUGUGUCACAUGACGCCACGAGCAUGAGGAUCACACAGUUACACCUCGAGGAACAGCUCAGGAAUGAGAUCGAAGUCCUGAACGUCAUCACCGCAGAUCUGAGGCUAAAGGAAUGGGAGCACUCCAUGGCGCUCAAAAACUUAACUGUAUUACAAGGACCGCCAGGACCAAAGGGUGAGAAAGGUGAUGUGGGGCCCCUGGGACCAGCUGGACUUCCUGGUUUGACAGGAAUAAGAGGCUUGCCAGGAGAAAAGGGCAUUCAGGGUCCUCGUGGACUGGCAGGACGAAGUGGUCAGGAUGGACACAAUGGAGAAAAAGGAGAUAUUGGGCCUGAGGGACCCAAAGGUGUGAAAGGAGAAAGAGGACAGAAGGGAGAGAAAGGAGAGCGUGGAGACAAAGGAGGAAAAACAGUUGAGGAAACGCUGGUGAGGCUGGUGAACGGCUCUGGGCCUCAUGAGGGUCGAGUGGAGGUGUUCCAUGAGCUCCGGUGGGGGACGGUGUGUGAUGACGUUUGGGACAUAAAAGAUGGAGACGUUGUGUGCAGGAUGCUGGGCUUCCGUGGCGCCAAAGAAAUCCACAAAACAGGCCGGUUUGGACAAGGCACUGGCUUAAUCUGGAUGGAUGAUGUUGCUUGUGUUGGUACUGAAGACUCAAUUCACCAGUGUAAAUUCUCAGGAUGGGGAAAAACCAACUGCGGUCAUGUAGAAGAUGCAGGGGUGACCUGUAACAUAUAGCCUGUUUCAAGUCUUCCACAUCCUGUAAAACGGACAGUUAAGCUGUAAGUGUGGAUGAUUUGCAGGCUCUGAGGAAGCAGUGGCUGUGUCCUUCUACACAGCAAAAGACUUAUGAACCAGACCGUGGCAGAAUAAAAGGCCCUGGAGAUCAGACACAGGGUCAACAUCCUACCUGCAAACAAUGCCUACCCAAAUACUUCAGCCAUAUCCGUCAAAUGGGGGAAGAAUAUCCCACCUCUAGUAGAAAUGUACGUGUGUGUGCGCGCGCGCGCUCUAUGCUGCUGCUUUGGACUGUUUGUGUGUGUGGUUUUGUAAGAAGAAAUUCUUUCUUUAUGUGAAAACCAAGUUGGAGUUUACAUUGUGUAUAGAUAGAUGCAUUUAACUUUCCAAAGAGAUUUAUGAACACACUAGCAUAUUUUUAUAGCAUUUAACUCAGUAAGGAUUUAAAAGGAUCAUGUAGUUGCAAAUGUGCCUUUAAACUAAACAUCGACCGUAACAGACAUGACAUGGUCAGCAAUUGUAUACCUCAGUUAAUGGUGAGUACCAAUUACAGUCAGUAUUCAUUGUUCAGUAGUUUUAUAACACUAUUAGUAUUGGUUCAUCUUUGACCAAUAAAUUAUUGUUUACGGAAUUUAGUGUCAAAUAGCAUUUUAGAAAAUGAUACAAUAAAAUAUAUAUUAUAAAUA
Messenger RNA from Labeo rohita (rohu), 1994 nucleotides. It is a transcript of the gene scara5, whose product is annotated as scavenger receptor class A, member 5 (putative). Gene Ontology annotation, biological process: receptor-mediated endocytosis. The transcript has 8 exons. Gene Ontology annotation, cellular component: membrane. The record is from RefSeq and is a predicted model, not a curated record. Bases 1 to 1308 code for a protein of 435 amino acids. Gene Ontology annotation, molecular function: scavenger receptor activity. NCBI's taxonomy places the organism in Eukaryota, Metazoa, Chordata, Actinopteri, Cypriniformes, Cyprinidae.